Messenger RNA from Dichotomopilus funicola, 690 nucleotides. RefSeq lists its product as uncharacterized. The record is from RefSeq and is a predicted model, not a curated record. The transcript has 2 exons. Bases 1 to 690 code for a protein of 229 amino acids. Lineage: Eukaryota; Fungi; Ascomycota; Sordariomycetes; Sordariales; Chaetomiaceae.
AUGUCGUCCCGACUCUCGAUGCCCGUUUCCAAACUCACCCGUACCAUCAGCACUUCGGCUGCUGUCGCCCGUCCCAGCCAACUCCUCAGCAAUGCACCAAAAGCCACAACUGUCACCGGGGCGGGGAGGAAAAUGAAGCCCGCAGUUGACGAGCCUUCUGAACAGCGUAACCACUCCACCACCACCACCAGCCCCCACCGCCCGCUCGUCCCCAAAACCAACCGCGUCAUCCCCUUCAUGCAAACCUUCCACCACUCCGCCCCGAAACCCAUGGCCCCCUCCUUCAGCACCAUGGACCGCGCCAUCCUCCCGGACCUCUUCGCCUCCUCCUUCCUCUCCAACCCCGACACCGACACAUUCUCCCACAUCCCGCAUCUCCACGUACCCCUCAUGCCCGACAACACCUCCCCGCCGGCCCAAUUCCGCCGGCAGGAAGCACCCGACGCGCCGCUGCCGCAGCCCGAGAUCCUCGUCGUCGCGGCCAACCCGGAAUUGGUGCGCGCGUCGGCGCUGACGGAGGUGGAAGGGAUGGGGGUGGACGGUGUGGAGUUGGGGUUUGCACACUUGUUGGGCCGGGAGAGUGAGGCGGUGGAGGAGAGCUAUGAGAUGGGGGAGGGCAUGAUUCGGGAUUUGUGGAGAGGGAUGGUGGAUGAUGUUUUUGGGGGUAGUAAAACUAGUCAAGCGAACUAG